This is a messenger RNA of Hypanus sabinus (Atlantic stingray), 1515 nucleotides long. RefSeq names its product serum/glucocorticoid regulated kinase 2a (gene sgk2a). Gene Ontology annotation, molecular function: ATP binding; protein serine/threonine kinase activity. Gene Ontology annotation, biological process: protein phosphorylation. The record is from RefSeq and is a predicted model, not a curated record. The transcript has 12 exons. Lineage: Eukaryota; Metazoa; Chordata; Chondrichthyes; Myliobatiformes; Dasyatidae. The coding region runs from base 360 to 1280 and encodes 306 amino acids.
AGAGCAGGAAUAUGGCGUUGCAAUAACAAGGCAGCUGAGAUAAUACUGCGCCGAUCGGUACUGUAGUGAAAUCCGUACCAGCCUUCAGGGCGAGUGGACCCGGGAUCAAAUCCAGCCGGCUCCUUGCACACUUUUCAUCUGUGCUUGAUUGAGCGUCGAGCUAGCAACUCAGAAAGAAACAGCAAGGUUGCUGCCCAAUGAGCCACAAGGCACGGAAAGGAACUAACUAAUUAAUGAUUGUACUGAAUGGCAGAGCAGCGUCAUGCUCCAGAUUUUUUUUAAUGUUCUAUACUGCAAUAUUUCUCCACAAAGGAGGCUACAAAUAGAAAAUACUGGAAAAGAUUAAACAUUAUGAGAGCAUGUCAAAACAAAGUGAUAUCAACCUGGGCCCAUCAGCUAAUCCUUUCGCCAAACCAACAGACUUUGACUUUCUAAAAGUUAUUGGAAAAGGGAGUUUUGGGAAAGUUCUUCUUGCAAAACGCAAAUCCGGUGGCAGAUUUUAUGCCAUCAAAGUCUUGCAGAAGAAAAUGAUCCUUAAAAAAAAUGAGCAAAAGAACAUAAUGGCAGAACGCAAUGUGCUAUUGAAAAAUCUCAAGCAUCCUUUUCUGGUUGGGCUCCAUUAUUCCUUUCAAACAACCGAAAAGCUCUAUUUUGUUCUUGAUUAUGUAAAUGGUGGAGAGCUCUUCUUCCAUUUACAACGAGAACACACUUUCCCUGAGGCUAGAGCAAGAUUUUAUGCCUCUGAGGUUGCCAGUGCAAUAGGGUACUUGCACUCACUCAACAUUGUGUAUAGGGAUUUAAAGCCUGAAAACAUCCUCCUUGAUUCUCAGGGUCAUAUUGUACUAACAGACUUUGGACUUUGUAAAGAGGUAAUAGAGCCAUCAGGAACAACUUCUACUUUUUGUGGGACUCCUGAGUACCUUGCUCCAGAAGUAUUAAGAAAACAUCCGUAUGAUCGUAGUGUUGACUGGUGGUGCUUUGGGGCGGUACUCUAUGAAAUGUUGCUUGGAUUGCCACCUUUCUACAGCCAGGAUAUAGCUGAGAUGUAUGACAAUAUUCUUCACAAGCCACUCCACUUGCCAAUGAGCAUAUCAACAGCUGCCCGUGAUAUUUUGACAGGACUUCUACAAAAAGAUCAAAGGAGAAGAUUAGGAGCUCAAGCAGACUUUCUUGAUGUCAAAAAGCACCCAUUCUUUUCAACAAUUUCCUGGGAGGAUCUCUACCACAAGAGAAUUGCCCCACCAUACAAUCCCAAUGUGGCUGGCCCUGGUGACUUAUGACACAUUGAUCCUGAAUUCACACAAGAAACUGUCCCUAAUUCUAUUGGGCGCAUUCCUGACUCCACUAUUAACAGCCCAACUGCAACAAGUGCAUUUUUGGGAUUUUCCUAUGCUACUACAGAUGAUAAUUUGAGAAGUUAACUAAAUACAGUAUGUAAACUGAGCUAUUUAAAUGGAUAUUAUUAGCAGGAGGAAGAUAAUGUAAUUAAUACUAAAAUGCAUCACCGAAAUGGUU